AUGUUCUCCCACAUCGAACAGCAAAAAAGCGUGUACUACACUAACAAUUUGCAAAUCUUAAGGCCCCAUACCUUGGUCUACAAAGAGAAAGCAACGCCCAUAGGGUUCCUUUGUAGUUCACUUUUUAAACCGAUCCUAAAUCCUUUUGUAACAAAUAAUUUUUUAUUAUUCCGGGAUUGCUUUAACGUACUUAUACUUUUAUUAAAAAAGGGUAUCGUUAAUCCAAAUUAUUUUUAA
Molecule: messenger RNA, 237 nt
Organism: Gaeumannomyces tritici R3-111a-1
Lineage: Eukaryota; Fungi; Ascomycota; Sordariomycetes; Magnaporthales; Magnaporthaceae
Exons: 2
Coding region: 1-237 (78 amino acids)
Source: RefSeq, a predicted model, not a curated record